Molecule: messenger RNA, 834 nt
Organism: Aspergillus bombycis
Lineage: Eukaryota; Fungi; Ascomycota; Eurotiomycetes; Eurotiales; Aspergillaceae
Exons: 1
Coding region: 1-834 (277 amino acids)
Biological process (GO): peptidyl-proline hydroxylation to 4-hydroxy-L-proline
Cellular component (GO): endoplasmic reticulum
Molecular function (GO): L-ascorbic acid binding; iron ion binding; procollagen-proline 4-dioxygenase activity
Source: RefSeq, a predicted model, not a curated record
AUGAGCCUGCAAACCAACCCCAACUUUCUCCUCCCACAAGCACCGUCGGGAGCCAAAUACCACAAAAUCGACUUCGCAACCUCCGACCCCCCACUGCCCGAAUACAAGAACCGCUUCGCAGCGAUAAUAGACCACAUACUCACCCAAGAAGAAUGCAACGAGUUGAUCCGUCUCGCGGAAGCAUCAACCCUAACUCCCCAAUCCGCCACACCCGUCUGGGAACGCGCCAUGGUCAACAUGGGUAACGGGCGACAAAAACUCGUAACAGACACCCGCAACUGCGGCCGUAUUAUCUGGGACACACCCGAACUCGCCGAGAAGCUAUUAAAUCGAUUAAUGCCCUUUCUGCGAGACCUCGACAUCGAUCGACUGGAGAACCAUCCCUUUGUCACCGGGCUCGCGGGCCGGAAUAAGACCUACAAAUUGACGAGACUGAAUGAACGACUCCGGUUCCUCAAGUAUGAAGGUGGUGAGUACUUCAAGCCGCACUGGGAUGCGUGCUACACCACCCCCGAUCGGAAGGAGAAGUCGUACUAUACCAUUCAGUUGUAUCUGAAUGGCGACGGGGAGCAGGAUCUCAAGGAACUGGUGCGCGAGCAGACGCGGGUGGAGAAAGGAGAGGGACAAGCGAACUUGGAUGUUGAGGGCAAGUUGCUCGGGGGCGCUACGUCUUUUCUUCCUCGGUAUGAGGAGAAGGAGAGGCAGUUGAGGGUUUUCCCCAAAAUGGGGUCGGUGCUUGUGUUUCAGCAGAAUGAUCUGCUUCACGGUGGGGAUUCGGUGUUUCGGGGGACGAAGUAUACCUUGCGGACAGAUGUUAUGUAUGAGCAGCUGUGA